CACCUGCGGGCGGAGCAGAGCACCCCCUCCCCGCCCCGGCCCACCCCGCCCCGCUGCCGGCUCGGCGGGCGCCUGCCGCUUCCCUUGAAAGCCAGGCCGGGCUGCGGGGCGGCUGGGCUGGAGCAGGAGGCCGUAGGUAGUAGAGCUAUAGGGAAAAAAAAAGACUUGUCUCCACAACUUGCUUUACAGUAUCUUUUGGCACAAUGGACACUUUUUAAGAGUUUUGCCAGUUGUCAAAAAUCGUCUAGGAAAGAGAACGUUGGACUUCAAGGAGUAAGAGACUUUAAAGAGAUCCUGGGAAUCAGUCACUUAUAAAACCUGGUUUACUCAUACAGCUUGGGAAUGAAUACUAUUGAAACCGCAAAACUUGAAGACCAUAUGGAGGGUCAAAACAAUGACACUGCUAAUGGAUACACACGACCUACUCUCUCAGUCAGUGAGGAGAACAAAAAUGGCAAUAACAAACCGAAGGGCUUGUCCAAUGGCUUGCGAAAAACAGCAAAGAAAUAUCCUGAUUACAUCCAGAUUGCUAUGCCUGCUGAAUCUAGGAAUAAAUUUCCUCUGGAAUGGUGGAAAACAGGCAUUGCUUUUGUCUAUGCUCUCUUCAACUUGAUUUUAACAACUGUCAUGAUCACUGUGGUCCAUGAGAGAGUACCUCCAAAAGAGCGUAGCCCUCCCUUGCCUGACAAAUUUUUUGAUUACAUUGAUCGUGUGAAAUGGGCUUUUUCUGUAUCAGAAAUAAAUGGAAUGAUACUAGUUGGAUUGUGGAUAUUCCAGUGGUUAUUUCUUAGAUAUAAAUCAAUUGUGGGACGCAGGUUUUUUUUUAUAAUAGGAACUUUGUACCUGUACCGCUGCAUUACUAUGUAUGUUACCACCUUACCUGUGCCUGGAAUGCAUUUUCAGUGUGCACCAAAGUUGAAUGGCGAUUCUCAGGCAAAGGUGCAGAGGAUCCUGCGACUGAUAUCUGGUGGUGGUCUGUCCAUAACUGGAUCUCACAUCCUGUGUGGAGACUUCCUGUUCAGUGGUCACACUGUAGUACUAACACUGAUCUACCUGUUCAUCAAAGAGUAUUCACCACGUCAUUUCUGGUGGUAUCACUUAAUCUGCUGGCUGAUGAGUGCUGCUGGCAUAAUUUGCAUCCUUGUUGCUCAUGAACAUUACACUGUAGAUGUCAUCAUUGCUUACUAUAUCACUACACGACUCUUCUGGUGGUACCACUCAAUGGCUAAUGAAAAGACUCUAAAGGUUUCUUCGCAGACAAAUUUUCUCUCUCGAGCUUGGUGGUAUCCAAUAUUUUAUUUCUUUGAGAAGAAUGUGCAAGGGUCUGUUCCUUGCAGCUUCUCGUGGCCAAUAUCUUGGCCUCCCAGCUGCUUCAAAUCUUCAUGCAAAAAGUAUUCACGGGUUCAGAAGACAGGAGAAGACAAUGAGAAAUCUACCUGAAGAAAAGAAAAGCAUCUGCUCUGUUUUUUUACCAAGAUAUUAAUGCUGUAACCAAAGUUCUCAAGAGGACUAUAUUGUAACUGAAGAAGUGGACCAAAUGUCUGUGCAAUUGAUUGGAAAUAAAUUGUAGACAAGUAUAUUGCCAUUUAUAAUAUUUUCCUGUGAUCACACGGUGCAGUGUGAUGUGCUAAGAGAAUGCACCACUGAUGGGAUUUUUCCUUAAAGAAAAUGGAGCAGGACUUUGCUUUACUAAUGAGAUAGAGGUGCCAAAGACCUUAUUAACACUUUCAUUGCUAACUAUCACUCAUCCACAGAAGCACCCAAAAAUCUCAUCCUCAGAGUUCUGGAGUGUAAGGGCAGAAACAUGCUAAAAUAUAGAAGCAUGAUAUCUGUGUAUUGAAGUAUACAAAAAAACACAGUUGUGGGAAGUGGAUUGUUGCAUUAUCCUUGCUAAUGAAGGUAAGAUCUUUGUGUGACUAGUACAGCUGGAAGCAAGUCUUGACUUUUUUUACAUUCUGUGGGUAUGACUAUCUUAUGACCCUAAAAUACAGCUACUACUAUUAUCUUCCAUAUAUUCUACGAUGUACCAAUUUUUACAUUUUUAUUAGUAUUUUGUAUUUAAAUGGUUCUGCUACCUGAUGACUUUGCAAAUUAGGAAUAGCUGCUAACAUCAGAGCUCAAGGAGCCUAGAACUUUAUUUUUUAAAAAGGGCACAGUUUCAAAGUCUAAAUCUUUAACUGCAGUUUGGCCUUGUGUAUAUAGCUAUACAGUGACUGUUGGUGUAUGUAUAUGCAUAUGCACACAGAAGCACAUGCUGAUGAGUAGGUAGACAUGUUAAACAAAACUACUUAACUGAAAAGAGUGGUCAUACUGUUCUUAGUUCAGGCAAAAGUCCCACUGAUCUCACCUGCUUGAGAGACCGGAUCUACAAUGGGGCUAUACUUAAAAUAAACUUUUAAUUUUAGUAGCUAUUUUCUAUUGAAACUAUGUAGCAAGUUUGCUUGGGAGCCAUAGUUCUGCAUUUAAUUUGGUUUUUUUUGUACCUUUUGAUGCAUUUUUGUCAUUUAAAAAAAAAAAAAGCCAAGGUAAAUGCCUACAACAGUAGCAUUUUUUCAAUUAUUUUGUAAAACCAUUUCGGAUUGCAUUUUACCAGUAUAACUCAAAUGCAAAUUCUUUUUUUUUUUCUUCCUGGUUUUUAGUUCAAUUAGAAUGGCUGUAUACUCAUGUUGGCUGAGGAAGUAAAAAGCUACCAGUGUAAACGCGUAACAGAAAUGCAAAUUAACCACUACCUAAUUCUUGUUACUUUUCAUUGCUUUGUAUUGUUGGGAAAGCAAACUAGAAAACUAACACACCAUCUUUGGCAGUUCAUUUCUGCAGUUAAUUCAAUUUUAUUUCUGAGUCUUCAAGUUAAGCCUGAUAGAGCAAAAACUGCAUUAAGGGUUGAAGUUAAACUACUAUAAAGGAAAUGGUGUUUAUUUUAAAAAUGUCUUGAAUUGAGUGACAAGUAUGAACAUAGUUUAUGAAAAACUGUUUUUAAAAUAGUGCAGUUAAAGUAUUAAAAUGCAAUACAGAUUAUUCAAAUAUAUAUUUUGUUUUAGUUAAGGGGAUCAAUAAGUUGUAUGUGAAAAUGUUAAUGUUCUUCUCAAAUUUUUUGUGCAUUAUUAAGUACAAUACAAUAAAAAAAUGUUCAUUACAAUACAUUCUUGGUAAAAACUUAGCUAAGAAAGAAAUUCUGCUCAUGUUUGGUUUUGUUUUUUAUUUAAAAUAAGAUGCUCAAAAUUUUCAAAUAUUCCCUGGGAAUUUGUGUGUAUAGACAUGGCUAUGUAUUUGGUUGCUCCUGGCAGAACUUGAGUAGCUAAAAAGCUGGCAUCAAAACAAUUCCAUGAAAGUACAAAUGAAUUGGUUCAAUGAAAGCCUUUAAAUUUCUCAAGGUGGUUGUUAUAUCAAUGUAAUUUCACAGAGCGUGACACUUUUUGAAGCUGAAGACUGGCUUUGAUAUCUUAAAUACGUUCAUAUUAUUAAGACAGUUCUAGUAAUACUCCUAGAAAUCAUGAAUGGAUUUCACUGUUGUUACCUGUGCCUUGAAAAUAACGUGAUGUAAAGCAUUCUAGUAAGGAGCUUAAACAGUGGUAUUCAUCUGGUGGCUGAAUAAUAAAUAAUUUGAUAGCAUAGAUAACUAAUUGUCUGCGUAGCCAGUGCCAUGUCACAGUGGGAUUUCUGUAACGUAUCUGCCACCUAGGAUUUUUUCAUGCGGGAUUAGUUGGGUUUUCCUGUUGCUAUGAGGGAAAACACGGAAGAAGAAAAAUGGAACAAAGUAAAGAUUUUGCUUUUGUUGGGAAGUGUGAGCUUUUCACUCUACUGCUGAAUUUGAUAGGAACUUCUUCUGCCUUACAAUAGAAAAGUAAAUGACAGCUCUAGCUCAAAAUACUUGAUUCCUGUUCUAGCUCAGUCUCACCUUAGGUGCUUAACUUUACUGCACUGUAUCAAAUGCCUCAAAAGGGUGCGUGCUUACUUUACUUUAAAAAAAAAAAAAGAGAUCCUCUACUAUCUUUAUAGCUUUAAAUUGUUCUUGCAAACUUAUUGCAGAUGUGCUUGAAGACUUUUUAUGCCUAUGUAUAUAUGGUGAUGAAGUUGGGUAACUACUUAUGAUAGUGCUUACGGCUGUAGUAGUCUAUCCAAUACAAAACAGCUGGUAAAUAAAAAUUAUUUUAAGAACUUGAAGAUCAUCACAUAUAAAUUCUGAGAAGCAGAAAAUAUGGUUUCAUCCUAGGGGGAAAACGGAUGAGUGAGUGAAAACAGGAGAAUAUUGGGAUUAUCUUAAUGUACUGGAUGCUUGACUAUAAGCCUAUUUGGGCUAUGUAGGCCCACUGUUUUUCAUUAUGUCAUUGUAAGAGUCUUUCCUGGAGUUAUGAUGAUCUCUUACAGAUGUCAUGAGCUGCACCUGUACUGUGACUAAAUAAAAUGCUCCUUCUCUCUACUGAAGAGCAUCUACAUGUUGAACUGUGUGGGCACUUUAAAACAAAACAAAAAAAGCUACAGUUGCGCAUCUGGCAUAUCAGUAUGAUUUGAAUGCUGUUGGGUGCUCUGUAUUUACAAAUCAAACUUCCAUAAAUGCCUAACUUUUAAAACCAGGAUUUCUUAAAUUCAAAUACCAAACUGGGAUUUAAAUGGUUAACCUCAACAUUUAAAGAAAUGAGCUGCUAUGUGAUCAUGCUGCAGAUACUUUUUUCCAAGAAAAUGUGCUAGCCAGAAUGACUUUCAGACUUGAAAGCACUGUAAACUGACAUUUCUGCGUGCUUAGCGCUCCCAUGUGGACAUAAAUGUUAACCAUUGUUAGUCAUUCUCUAUUGCUGUUUUCUUGGAAAGAUAGCUGCAGCUGGGGUAGUAACAAAAAGCUGUGCUAAACGUCGCUAUGAACUCUAGCACUGGAUUUCUUCCUUCCUCCACAGUCCCCCUUUUUAUUUUUAUUUUUUAAAGAGAGGAGGGAAAAACUUUAAAACGUUGGUAACCUUCAUAUAAUUGAGAAACAAUGCUCUGUUAAUGAAGACAGAACUAGGAGGUAUCUUAGGACAUGAGAGAGAAUUCUCUUAAGAGGAUUUGCAGUAAUCUGAUAAUCUGUUUCUUAAAUCUGAAUCUGUUCAAACUUUCACCCAUCAUUAGUAUCUGGCUAGGCAAUUUAUCCUGCCAAAGUCUGGUGCCAGACCAAAUCCCAUGUCUCAUUUCAGUAGAUGUGAAGUAUGAUUUACAAUUCUUAGAUCAGAUCCAUUCAUUCCAGUGCAAGAUGAGGUCUUUCACUUCAGUUUGUGGGAAGGUUCCUUUAAACAACUUCUUACCUUACCAAAACUAAUUGAAAGACUCAGAGGAUAUAAUCUUAAAUACGUGCUCGGUAUAUUAGAUGUAAUGAUCAAAUGCUUGGAACUUGUUUUCACUGCUUGCUGACUUCACAGCCAUAGAGCUCCAUACUCAUCUUUACAUACUCAUCUUUAUUUUCUUUAAUGUUUUGAACUCGGCUAGGAGUCUUCUACAGAUGCACAACACUGAAAUGUUCUGUAAGAGUGAACGCUUCCUAAGUGUUCUAUACUGGGCACUAAAACUAAUGUGACUUAAGUUCAGUUAUGGGAAGAGAAAAAGAAGAAUCCUGAAAAUAACUAUUUCUGUUGACCACCAUUCCAAAUGACUGUCACUGCUUAGGAGUACGUAAAAAAUAUCUUGGUGUGCCACUGAAGUAAUUUUGCUUGUACAUUAAGCUUUUUCUGUUCCCUUAUGAUGCUUCCCAGUGCAAGGAAAAAAAAAGUACCAAGAUGCUGAGAAUGAGCACAAAUGAAACAGUUCUGGACUAAAGGCAUCUUAAGCAAUUGGGAGCCCACAGAGUAUGCCUGUGUGGAGUAGACUGCUCUGCAUACACAGCACUGGAUGCAGAACACAGAGGUUUCUCUUUCUUCAGGGGGGAAGGAAUAGGUUGUACCUGCAUAGUAGGCUGAGUUGUCUUUGCUUGUUCUUUUGGGAUCCUUUCAGACCAAGGGCUCAGUGUGAAAAGCAACAAUAGCUAGAAAGUAUAACAGAACUUAGAAAACUUAAGGAAAGAACUGAAAAGGGGAACAACUGUAAAGACAGUUCUAAUUCAACACUGUAUCUGAACUGGUGUUAUUUCAAGUAUAUGAGUUGCACUAAAAGUGAAUAUGCCUGUUUGUAUAUUUUUUAACUUUAUGUUAGAGGACAGAAGGAGUGCUGAGAAUACAAAGGGGAAAUUUAUCUCCUUGCUUGUAACUCCACCAGUGAAUUUUAUAUGUAUGGAACUUAAACAUAAUUUUGAAACUUCAACCCCUCUUCCAUCUUGGAUAAUGUCAGGGCUUCUUUAUUUCUGUAAAAGCUGGUUUUACAUUCCAAUUUUUCGUAGUUUGUGGCCAUUCAAAAUGGUUCUUAUGUGUAGCAUAGGCUGCCUUGUGCUCCUAUCUUUCUUCUCUUGCUUCUGUUCAUUUCUUAAUAGCUCGAUGCUGAGUAACAAUAUUAACGUUUAAGAAGGCUCCAGAAUUACCAGUAAAGCCAAAAGGUGUUCUUGUCAGACACAUCUUUGCACUACUUGAAAUUACUUUCAGGUACAAAACCUAACAUCUUGGGGAAUGCUUGCUUUUUUUGUGUCAGAAAUCACUUGCAUUGAGAAAUUCUUGCUCUGCAAAUGUUAUGUUACGUUCAUUUUUAUUUUUUGUACUGACUCAGGACAGCAUGUUUGAAGUAUGAUAAAGAUGAGGGUUUGGUUGUUUUAUAAGGUCAGGGUUGGAGCCAGAAGCCCGAAAGCAAAAGAGGAAAUUAUGUUCUGAUGGCUGCAGUUCUCGCUGUUUCCAUGUGACUUUGAGGAGAACUCUAGAGACUUACACAGGACAUUCCUUUUGACUGCAACGUGGUUUUCAUUCUCAUCAGCCAACAGCUUUUCUGGCAUCAUUUUUUCCUAGGUUGAAUUUCUAGCUUUGAAUGUUAACUGGAGCUAUGCUUCCACCCUGGGGAAAAACUGCCAGGAAAGCUGUUGCCUGCUGAGUAGCUAAAGAUGGUAAAAUAGGAAUGCUGUGGUUUGUGCAUGCUAAGGAGCUAAUGUAUCACCUUCUUUUUUUUUUCUUCCAGCACUGGGGUCCAGUUCUGCAAACACUACACAGCAUAAUACUUCUUUAGCAAAUGGUACUACUUUAGGUCUCUUGUGCUGUAGUUCUUACUGAUGUUUGCCAGCUGGACCUCCUUCUCUUGUGAAUUAUUCAUAAUUAGCAAUUGUUGGCUCUUAAACUGUAAAAUGUUGAGAACAUUAUGACACUUCCUAGCAUGCCAACUAUUCUUUGUUAAGCGGAUGACAACUCAGUGUUGUAGUUUGCUGUAUGCCAUGAGAUACUGGUGUUGUGAUUUGUAAGACAUUGCAAUCUAUGUUCACUGUAUAAAGAAAACAACUAUUGCACUAGCUGUACUUAAAAAAAAAAAAAAAAAAAACAAGAAAAAAGCAAUAAUGUAAGCAUCUUAUAAGUUAUAUCUUAAAAGGUGCUAUUUGUCAUGAUCACUUCCACUGUUGACCAUGAAUUUGGUAAAAGUUUUAAAGAAAUCUGUCUUACGUGGUUUGCUCACUUGGCACGUAGAAUUUGAAACUUUUUAUGGUCAGUGUAUGUACUAAGCAAAUGAAAUUCUUUGGGCUACUUACAAAAAAAAAAGUCAAAAAACAAUGUCCAUCUAUGGUGCUAAUAAUCUCAAAAAAAAUCAAGAGCUGGUAUUCUCUUAUCACCCAUGAACAUUAAGCAGAGCUGUUUUGACACUUUUUUCAAUAAAGCAAUUUCUCUAUCUUUUAAGCUUGUUCUAAAUGCUUUUUAUAAAAAUAUGACCCUUUUCUAUUUAUUUUAUAUAAAACAUACAAAAUAUUAUUGUAAAUAUUUUAAAUGCCGGAAGAAGGUAGGAGUGUGUAGAAUAGAGGUCUGAGAUUGAGUUUUCCUAAGUGCUUAGGACAGUUAAUCUUUUGAAACUUGAUGUAAGAUGUAAAAAUUGUGUUAGGUAGGAUUAAGGCAUAGACUUGAACUGUUUUUUAAAAAUGUUCUCUGGCUUCAUCAGCAUUGUUGAAGCCUUGAAGACAGAAAAUUGUAUGAGGAAACGCUGAUUACUAUCUAGUGUAGAUACAUCUUCUGCUAAAAGUUCUAAAAAAUAAAUUUGUGAAGGAAGAUGACCAUGUAGCUCUAUCUAAAGAGCAGAAGUGAAAUUUGAAAGUGAAAUUUUGACAUGGUUAUCAAGGCAAUUUGUAGUAGGAUAUAAUGAAUUAACGUGAAAGAGCCUUAAUUAAGAUGGUUGAGAUUAUGGAAGAUAAGUUCUUUUCUUAUUGGUUUACAGCUUCAUAAGCAGACUUUUCUUAAGACAAAAAAAAAAAAAGUUCCUUGUGCCUUCUGUAGCAGAGUUUUUCUUCUCCAUCUUCAGUUAUGGUUUUACAUUGCAUAUAAUAAAGGGCAAUGGACUUCCUAAUCAUUCUAAAUUGAAUCUUCAGGCAGCAGAAUCUACAUCUUCUCUCCAAGAGAAAUGAAAGCCUAUAGUUCUUGUUAAGGCUCCCUUUCAACUGGCAAUUAUAAAAGUGCUGAUGCCUUUAAUAUUUGGGAACCAUACUAUAGCCAACUUGGAAAUAAAUAUGAUCCAGUAGUGAGAAAAUAUUAAAUAUUCCACUUCUACAUGCUUGGAAGUGCAGAUGGGGUGUCAUGUAUAGGCGCACGUGAGCGAGCAGUCUGUAUGUAGAAGUGUGUCACCUGAGGCACUACUCAAAGCUCUAAGGUUUGCACCUUUUGUAUACUGAAAAAGUUCUUCCAAACCAUUUGCUUUUGUUACUUCAAGAAAUAAGUCUUCAUCCAGUGAAGACAGAUAAUCUAGUGACAAUAGUCUGUACUGUGUCUCACUACUCUCAGAGCUUGCUUUAAUAGCAAGAAAUUUGGAAGAGCCAAAGGGAGAGAAUGAAGUCAUCUGUAACAGUUCUAAGCCAUGGUGAAAUAUAACUUUCUUAGUUUUGUCUGAGGCAACUAGUAAUUAAAAUAUCUUUUUCAUUUAUUUAAAAAGUGCAAUAUAAGUAGAAAUAUUAGCAAAAUUAAAUGGCUGUCUGUAUCAAUGCCCUGCAAAAAAUGAAGCUUUUGUGAGCAUGUGGCAGGUACUGGCUAGUGGGUGACCGAGUGCAGAUUUUCCGUGUUAAUAUCUGCUGUGAGUUAUGGAACUAUGACUGUCAGUGUACUAAUGCUACUCAGAGAACUUUUGAGCAUUUUCAAUAUACUUUUAACAAAGCGUGUUUUUGUGUUGUGUUUUUUUUUUUUUUUUUGCAAAGAAAGUACCUAUGGAAAUAAAAAUCUAAAAGUCGCCUACAAACUGAAAUAUACAGAAACACAGCCCACGGUUGAAGACAGUGAAUGUUAACAACUACAUAUAAUAACCCGUGAACAGUCUAAGUGUUGUGAUAGGAUUCAAAGGCAGACAAAAUUUGAGAAAGAAAUAUAUUGCUUUGGAGAGUUUACUUUCUUUAAAUUUCCAGUUCUUUUGCUUGGGCAUUAAUACUCUAACUUGGUUAUCUUUAAAGAAAUGUGAAUUCAUCUGAAGUAAUCUCGUUUAUUAAGUACUUCUUUAAUGAAGGUUUUUCUCUGGGAGAGUGGGGAGGAGGGAAGAGGGUUAUUUGCUUGUUUCAUGGAAUUUUUUGCCUGUUAAAAGCAAGAGCUUUGAUUACUCAGUCUAGGGUGAAACAGAUCGAGGAAUGGACUUUCCUGAAGUGCUUAAGUAAAUGGAAGAUGGCUUUUAUUACCUUGUAGUAGGACUGGGGAGGAAUGAUUUCCAAGGAAAGCAGAAUUACUUUCUCUAGUUGCUCAUCAAACAGGCUGAGAAGGAGGUGAGGCUAGAUUACUUCUAUGUGGGGGGGGAGGGGAAACUAAUGUAAAGAAAACUAAUGAUUUUUAAAUGUGCUAAAUAGCUUAACUAUGUAUUGACAGACUGCAGAACAUAAAACUUCCCUUGAGACUCAGAUUUUUUUGUUCAGCUAAAUUUUUCAUGCUGUUUUUUUUCUAAUAGGUGCCUCUUUUGUGAACAUUGUAAUUGAACCACUGAAUUUCUGGCAAAUACGGACAAAAAAACCUAUACAUUUUGUUCUGCUUUAAGGUCAUUUAAAUGUGAUCUUAGUUUCUGCUUUGUUUCAGCGGUAGUAAAAGAUCCACUUGCUGUUUAUAUUAAAGAGAUUGCAUCCAGUUGCCUUAACUGCUUGGACAAAAACAGACCUUGACCCUUGGAAGCUUUACGUGUGUCUAAAAUUCCUGUAACUUCUGUACACUUACUUGCAAUAAAACCUUUUCACUGUA
Molecule: messenger RNA, 10271 nt
Organism: Numida meleagris (helmeted guineafowl)
Lineage: Eukaryota; Metazoa; Chordata; Aves; Galliformes; Numididae
Gene: SGMS2
Product: sphingomyelin synthase 2
Exons: 6
Coding region: 343-1440 (365 amino acids)
Biological process (GO): sphingomyelin biosynthetic process; ceramide biosynthetic process
Cellular component (GO): Golgi membrane; endoplasmic reticulum membrane
Molecular function (GO): ceramide cholinephosphotransferase activity; sphingomyelin synthase activity
Source: RefSeq, a predicted model, not a curated record